Molecule: messenger RNA, 966 nt
Organism: Nylanderia fulva
Lineage: Eukaryota; Metazoa; Arthropoda; Insecta; Hymenoptera; Formicidae
Source: RefSeq, a predicted model, not a curated record
AAUUUAAUCUUACAUUUGCGGGUGCGCUGCGGUCGAAGGCCGGAUGUUAGUUAGUUGUAGUCACGGAACCGAUCAUUUCGCGCCUCAAACAGUCGUCCAUGCACCGUCAUCGAAAGCGCGCGAAUUAUUCAUCCAAGCUUGUUGACUCGAUAAAUUCGAGAGUUACGUGACCGUAUGACACUUCGGAAAUCAAGCAACGCGCGAUAAAAUGAUACUAAUAAUAGAGAGAUAUAUAUAACAGACAGAAAUUUAAUAAUUACUAUUUCCAGUUAAAAUUAUUAAAUUGAUAUUACGCGUUUUCGUUAUAAGAGUUAUCCGUCGUUAUGUCUCUUCGCGAUUUUAUCUUGCUAAUCUCAAUUGUUGGUUUCUCAACCUCAUCGUCAAUAAUUCGACCGCAAAGAUUGUUGAUCGUACGUCUUUCACCGGAACCAAUGACAAGUCUAGCAGAUGUACCAGACAGAUGGAAAAGAGUGCAUCUGAACUUCAAAGCACCGCAACUAGAGGUCCAUUUGAUGAAGAGUUACGUCUCACCGGACGAGAAGUGGAUAUUUAGCCAUGAAUACAAAUACUCGGGGAAAGAUGAUACUGCGGCGAAAGUGAUACCGACGACAGAAGAGAAAGAAGUUCCGCGAAUUGAAAAUAAUAAUAUGGCUACGAGAGAAAAGGAAAGAGAAAAUAAUAACGUUCAAGAUAAUAUUAUGAUGCCUGAUGUUAUUCCACAAAUCGGAUCCAGGAAUAUUAUAACAGUGCCCACACACUGUCCGAAAGGAGAAAGAAGGGAUAGCAAAGGACGUUGUAAAACUGUCAUAACGUAGAAGAAACAAAAGAUAAAAAGAAGAACAUUUAAAUAAUUGGAUUAUUUUAGUUAUCGAGAUCAAUAGUGAAAUAUUUGGAUCCGUAAUGAGAGUGAAAGUUAUUCAGUUUUAUUAACAAAAUGCUAUAGAUUAAAUAUGUAUGUAUUGUUUA